GGACCAGCAGGGACCGUCACACCGUGAAGAACAGGAAGUUUUUUUUUUUUUUACCGGGGAGGCUGUCGGUCGGUUAAGCGAGUCCCGCACGCCGUUUGUUUGUCAGUAUGACAGGUUUGUGAAUCAAGGACAUUGACUGUUACCAUGAGCAGCUCCAGAGGGAUGCACAGUUCCUGUGCUCAGAUCCGAGGAUGGACACUGAACUUGUUGACAGACUUGUGCUGCAGCUGAACAGGAUAUACCCCCAGAUACUCAUUGACAAGGAAGCACAUAAGUUCAGGAACCUGAGUAUACCCACCAAGGUGCGGUUAGCUGAGCUGCUGAAGCACCUGCACUGGAAGGGGGAGGAGGCGUGUCAUGAAUUCUACAGAGGGCUUCACAUUCACGCUGAGGACGUCUACUCCAGCCUGCCCACCAGAGUCAGACAAAGAGAGAUGGCAGACCCGAAACAGACUAAAAAUGUGGCAGUCCUCCCAGAGCGAUUUGUGCUUAACGACAGAGGACCAGUGUUCUUCCUGAGCUGUUUCAGUUUUGUAGUUGGUAUUGCAAUGCUCUACUAUUGCGGAGAAGGUGAGACACUGAGAUGCACUGGUCCGUUUCUUCACUGUUCUGCAGCAAGACUCAGUAAAGGUGCUAAAGAUGUUUUCAUUACCUGUGCUGAGGUUGGAAAGGAGAACAAAUGAGACUGUUAAUGUGCUGUGAAUGCUUAAGAACUAGCCCUGUGAGAAGAACAAGCCAUGAAAUUUGCCACUUUGCUGUGCCAAACUCAUGUAUGCUUUCAGAGCUAUAAAGUUUUAAACAAGUACUUACUCAUAUGUUUUUUUUUUUAAUAUCUGAGAAGCUGAAAUUAACACAACUCAUUCUCUCACUAAUUCACAUAGCUGGCAUUUCUUAAAAUGGAAAAAAGCGUAAUGUUCUCCCAUAGUAUGCAUGAGUCUUGCUGGGUUGUAUUGUAUAUUGUGUAUAGAGCUAAUAUUUCUAGUCACUUUUUCAGCUAAAGUAAAGAAUAAUAUUAACUGACUGUGACUGACUAAGUGCAGGGGCUUUUACAAAACUUGAAUUUGUCAGUGCUGUGUAUGUAAACGCAUACUAUACUACAGUUUCUUAAAUACACAGCACAUAUUCUCACCAGCUCGCCCACUUUCAGUGCCUUCUAAUACUGUGAUAAAGAGACUGACUAAAGUGCACUAUUACAAUGUUCAAAUUUUGCUCAAAUAAAGCACAAAACAUUUUUUGA
Seriola dumerili (greater amberjack) is the source of this 1237-nucleotide messenger RNA. Its product is annotated as caspase recruitment domain-containing protein 19-like. Gene Ontology annotation, cellular component: mitochondrion. The coding region runs from base 192 to 683 and encodes 163 amino acids. The record is from RefSeq and is a predicted model, not a curated record. Lineage: Eukaryota; Metazoa; Chordata; Actinopteri; Carangiformes; Carangidae. The transcript is spliced from 6 exons.